Messenger RNA from Panicum virgatum (switchgrass), 1258 nucleotides. Its product is annotated as ras-related protein RABE1c-like. Gene Ontology annotation, molecular function: GTP binding; GTPase activity. Lineage: Eukaryota; Viridiplantae; Streptophyta; Magnoliopsida; Poales; Poaceae. The transcript is spliced from 8 exons. Bases 287 to 940 code for a protein of 217 amino acids. The record is from RefSeq and is a predicted model, not a curated record. Gene Ontology annotation, biological process: regulation of exocytosis; protein secretion. Gene Ontology annotation, cellular component: plasma membrane.
GGCCCCGGCCGAAUCAAACCAAAACCACCACCGAUUGGUUUUACCCCCCACGAAAAAAAAAUUUCGCGUCUCCCCCCGUCUGCGCAGCCCCCAGAUCCGGCGCCGUCCGCUCCUCGAUCACCGCGCCCGCAGGUCGGGGGGUUUGCGCGCCCCGGGCACCGGAGGAGGAGGAGCGGCAUGGCGGCGCCGCCGGCGAGGGCCCGGGCCGACUACGACUACCUUAUUAAGCUGCUCCUCAUUGGGGAUAGCGGUGUUGGCAAGAGUUGCCUCCUAUUGCGGUUCUCCGAUGGUUCCUUCACUACAAGCUUUAUUACCACAAUUGGGUAAGUCUCAUUGGUCUCAUGAAGAUUGUUUAACUGCUCAUCAUGCCUUCCCACAUCCAAAGGGAAUGCAGUAUUUGUGCUCUCCACCACUGAUUUCAAUGCUUGUUUUGUGCAGUAUUGAUUUUAAGAUAAGAACAAUAGAGUUGGAUGGUAAACGCAUCAAGCUACAGAUUUGGGAUACAGCCGGCCAAGAACGCUUCCGGACCAUUACCACUGCAUACUACCGAGGAGCAAUGGGCAUCCUGUUGGUUUAUGAUGUCACCGACGAGUCUUCUUUUAACAACAUCCGAAACUGGAUUCGGAACAUCGAGCAACAUGCCUCUGAUAAUGUCAACAAAAUAUUGGUCGGCAAUAAGGCAGAUAUGGAUGAGAGCAAAAGGGCUGUACCUACUGCAAAAGGACAAGCGCUUGCUGAUGAGUACGGGAUCAAGUUCUUUGAAACUAGUGCCAAGACAAACCUUAAUGUCGAGCAAGUGUUUUUCUCAAUUGCACGUGACAUCAAGCAGAGGCUUGCGGAGACUGAUUCUAAGCCUGAGGAGAAAGCAAUCAAAAUUAACAAGCCAGACCAGGGUGCCGAGCAAGCAGCUGGUCAGCGAUCCGCUUGCUGCGGCUCAUAAGAGAUGUGCAACGUCCAUGAUCAUUGGUUAUUUGACGUUAUUUAUUUCCCGCUUGGCUAUUAUAGGAAGAAUUUGAAGAAGCCACUUAUGAUAUACUGAUGUGGUUGUACCUGUGUUUGCUUCCAUUCUUUGAAGCAAUCACCUCUUGCUGUUGACGUAGCUAUUGCUAUUGCUGGGAGCUAUUGCACUCUGGAUUUCGGUCCGUUGAAAAAAAUCUCUCCUCCCUACAGUGUGUAAUGAAUGAAAUCCAUGUCGUUGGGUUUGCAUUUUAUCCAUCAAUGCAUGGAAUAACGUGAUGCUCUGACGUGCAUUGUGGCA